Molecule: messenger RNA, 1076 nt
Organism: Exaiptasia diaphana
Lineage: Eukaryota; Metazoa; Cnidaria; Anthozoa; Actiniaria; Aiptasiidae
Exons: 10
Coding region: 40-993 (317 amino acids)
Molecular function (GO): protein binding
Source: RefSeq, a predicted model, not a curated record
UUUAUUCUCCCUAGUCCCUCUCGUUAGUGCUAAUCCAAAAUGGCGGGAGGUUUGGAUUGUCUAAAAGUCGAUGGAAAACUCAACCCUCCUGCAGCAACGCUACAAAACUGUCUUAAGUUUUCUCAUGAUUGUAAAUAUCUAAGUCUUUUAUGUGAUUUUGGAUUGACGACUGUUAUUGAAAUAAAAGAUAAGACAUCAUUAAUCCCACGUGGAGUUGUGUUGAAGACGCUAAAACAUGACAGUGAGACAUUAGAGGGACACACAUGGUCUUCAGAUGAUGAGAUAUAUGCAGUGCUCAGUCAGAAGGCUUACAUUUACAUGUGCAAACCAUAUAGUGACAGUAAAAUACAGUCUUACCAAGCAGCUAUUGCUGGACCCAAUGGUGUGGAAAUAUACCACUUACAAUUGGACAAUUCAUCAUUAUCAGUGAAAGAAGGCAUUCAUCUUCACAAUGACCUUGCUAUAGUUUUGGUAGACUUUUCUCCAGACCUAAAUUAUCUGGCAGUAGCCGCUUUAGACUGUCAUUUUGGAAUAUGGAACGUCAAGAGUCUUCAAGGAGAUAAGAAGGAUUUCUGGUAUAAACUCCUCUCUACUAUAAGGAUAACAGGAAUAAGUUUUUCGUCCGACAGUCAAAACAUUGCUGUUGCAUGUUGGGAUGGAUCGUGUUAUGUGUUCACUAAGUAUUCUCAGUCAUCUGAGUGGUGUCAAAGCAGAUAUAAAGUGCAGUCUUCUGGAGAAAGAAUCUGUGGAAUCCUAACAGGAUCACUGGUGUGUUGGUCACCAAACAAUGAAACAGUAAGGUUUUCAUUUGCUAAUGAGGAGGGUGCUUGGCUAAGCUCUAAAAUCUCUUCAAAUGAAAAAUUGUCAUCAAUGAAAGUAGCAGAGAAAGGUAUAGAGGUCAAAGGACUAGAUACCAUGAGAUGUUCACCUGGGAAGUUUUCUGUGAGUUUUCUCAACUCAGAAGUACUCGUAAUAACAGGUUGGCCAGAUUAGAAAUACUGUUAUGAAUACUUAUUAGGAAUACAUGAUUUAUCAUGAUUCAAAUGCACAAGGUCAUAAAUUGAAUGCAUUUUUAA